AGAUGUUUUUUGUUUUGAUAUUUUUUGAAGUUAAUAUUUGAAUUUGGAGAAUUACGUUGAACUUGGAUUGACAAAUUUAAAUAGAAGAACUGCUAAAACGUAGUAAAGAAAAUACGUUAUUUCUGGGAGACUUUUUGUUUAAUAAAUGUGUUUCUUCUCCGAUUGCUUAAUACAUGCAAUUGGUGGAUUUUAAGUAACAAUGUCGGAUGAUGCUGAAAAUGUACCCGAAAACACAGAAAAGACAGAGGCUGGUGGCCAGGAUAUUUCUGACGAACACGCAGAAGAUGUAGCUCAAACUGCUGUAAUAAUUAAUGAAAUAGAAACAAGACCUUCUAAAAGAGAUUCUCUAUUCCCAUUUUCUUUUGGCGACGAUGAAGAACGUGUAGAUGUUGAUAGAACAGCUUUAGAAGCAAUUUUAGAUGUCGGCGCUCGAUUACAAGAUAUUCAAAAGAAAAGUAGGGUGUCUAUGAGUACAUUGGCUUUGGCACAUGAGUCUUAUAAAGACAAACAAGCCAAAGCUAAAGAAGCCAGGAAUAACCGCAUGAGUGGUCUUAAAACCCAACACAGAUUUUUGCUGGAAAAUGCAGCAGCCAUUUUAAACCGACCAGUUGAAUAUGUUUUGGAUGGUGUGUUUGAUGCAGACAUUAACAUUGAACUACUGGAUAGUGCUGUAGUUGAAGGUGGAAGAAAUUGUGUUGUGGUCUGUGAUGCGGUGCUGCCACAACUAAAAAUGGGAUUAUUAUUUAGUCUAUCUUGACAUGAAUCAAGAAACCGAAAAUGUGGUUUCUGGUAUUUUUAAAACCAUGGAUCGUGUUUAUAUACCCGCCAUAAAAUGUUGUAAAGCUUGGGGCGAUCUUAAUCCACCAAAACCGAAUA
Molecule: messenger RNA, 876 nt
Organism: Bombyx mandarina (wild silkworm)
Lineage: Eukaryota; Metazoa; Arthropoda; Insecta; Lepidoptera; Bombycidae
Gene: kl-3
Product: dynein heavy chain 8, axonemal kl-3
Biological process (GO): microtubule-based movement; intein-mediated protein splicing
Cellular component (GO): axonemal dynein complex
Molecular function (GO): ATP hydrolysis activity; ATP binding; dynein intermediate chain binding
Source: RefSeq, a predicted model, not a curated record